GACAGGGCACAACAAUUCCUACUGCCAGCAGCAAUUCUAUUCGAAGUUGGAGAUGCCAGCUGAAAGAAAACCGAUGCGCUAUGGCCACUCAGAGGGACACACAGAUGUCUGCUUCGAUGACACUGGGAAGUAUAUAGUCACCUGUGGAAGUGAUGGGGACGUACGGAUAUGGGAGAGUCUGGAUGAUGAUGACCCUAAAUCCAUCAGCGUGGGGGAGAAGGCAUAUUCUUUGGCCCUGAAGAAUGGGAAGCUGGUCACUGCCGGGUCCAACAACACGGUCCAGAUCCACACAUUUCCCGACGGGGAUCCGGAUGGGAUUCUGACCCGCUUCACCACCAAUGCCAAUCACGUCGCCUUCAGCAGCAACGGGUCCAGAGUCGCAGCCGGCUCCAGUGACUUCCUGGUGAAAGUUGUGGAGGUGUCGGAUAGCAGCCAGCAGAAGACGCUACGUGGCCAUGAUGCCCCUGUACUGAGCGUGACCUUUGACCCCAAGGACGAGUUCCUGGGCUCAUCUAGCUGUGAUGGAACUGUAGCUGUCUGGAAAAUUGAAGACCAGGUACAAGUGAAAAACUGGAAGAUUCUUCAGAAGUUUAAUGAUGUCAGCAAUGCCAAGUCUCUGUGCAGGCUUGCGUGGCAGCCAGGUUCUGCAAAGCUGCUGGCUGUUCCCGUGGAUACAGCAGUGCAGCUGUAUGAGAGAGACUCCUGGAACCAUGUGAGCAGCCUCUCCGAUGACUUCGUAACUCAGCCUGUUAACGUGGUGGCGUGGUCACCGUGUGGAAAGUUCCUCGCAGCAGGAACUGUGGGGGGCAUCUUGGCGGUUUGGGAUGUGGAGAGGAAGCUGUGUGUCGAAAGAGAGAAACAUGAGAAAGGCUACACUGUGUGUGGGAUGGCCUGGCAUCCGUCUGGGGGACAGAUAGCCUACACUGACACAGAGGGUUGCCUCGGUCUGCUCGACGGGGUGUCUGCCACCACCUCUUCAUCAGCCGCCACAAAGAGCCUCAAGGCCACAGAAAACAAAGUCGGAGGAGAAUAUGACGACCUGUUUGAUGGGGACGAUGACGGGCUGCUGGGGGAGAACCUGAGUGAGGCCGGCUCGCCUGUGAAGAACCCCAUCGCCGACGAUGAGGACGAUGAUGACCUCAUGCCCUCCACCGGCAGGCCCAGAAACCGUGGCGCUUUCCUGGAUGAUGACGAAAACUCUCAAGAUGCGGGGUCUGUGAAGUUGGGCUCGGACAAAUAUGGGGACGAUGACGGGGCCAGCACCAUUCUGCCGUCCUCGACACCUGCCCCGCCCCGCCCGGUGUACGAGGGGCCCAUGCCCACCCCCCCGCAGAAAGCCUUCCAGCCGGGCUCCACUCCAGUGCACCUCAUGCACCGCUUCAUGGUAUGGAACUCUGUGGGCAUCGUGCGCGGGUACAACGACGAGCAGGACAACGCCAUUGAUGUGGAGUUCCACGACACCUCCGUCCACCAUGCCAUGCACCUCACCAACUCCCUGGGCCACACCCUGGCCGACCUGUCUCAUGAGGCCGUGCUGCUGGCCUGUGAGGGCACGGACGAGCUCGCCAGCAAGCUUCAGUGCCUGCACUUCUCCUCCUGGGACACCAACAAGGAGUGGAUGGUGGACCUGCCGAAGGGGGAGGACGUGAGGGCGCUGUGUUUGGGGCAGGGCUGGGCGGCCGCGGCCACCAGCGCCCUGCUGGUGCGGAUCUUCUCCGUCGGUGGGGUUCAGAGGGAGGUGUUCUGCCUGCCGGGGCCCGUGGUCUGCAUGGCAGGGCAUGGGGAACAGCUCCUUAUCGCCUACCACAGAGGCACAGGGUUUGAUGGGGAGCAGGCCCUCGGGGUCCAGCUGCUGCACUGUGGGUCCAAGAGGAAGCAGGUGAUCCAUGGGGAGCCCCUCCCCCUCUCACGAAAAUCCUACCUUUCUUGGAUGGGCUUUACCGCUGAGGGCACUCCAUGCUUUGUGGACUCUGAGGGUGUUGUGCGCAUGCUAAACCGCUCCCUGGGAAACACGUGGACGCCGGUGUGCAACACGCGGGAGAACUGCAAGGGGAAGUCGGACCACUACUGGGUGGUGGGCGUCCAUGAGAACCCCCAGCAGCUCAGGUGCAUACCCUGUAAGGGGUCACGUUUCCCCCCCACGCUUCCCCGCCCCGCCGUGGCCAUCCUGCCCUUCAAGCUGCCCCUGUGCCAGACCACCACGGAGAAGGGCCAGAUGGAGGAGCAGUACUGGCGUUCUGUGCUCUUCCACAACCACUUUGACUUCCUGUCCUCCAGCGGCUAUGAGAUUGAUGAGGAAGGGAAGAACCAGGCCCAGAAGGAGCAGCAGGAGCUGCUGAUGAAGAUGUUUGCUCUGUCGUGCAAGCUGGAGCGGGAGUUCCGCUGCGUGGAGCUGGCGGAGCUGAUGACGCAGAGCGUGGUGACGCUGGCCAUCCGCUACGCCUCGCGCUCGCGGCGGAUGGCCCUGGCGCAGCGCCUCGGCGAGCUGGCCAUGGAGAAGGCGGCCGCGGCCCAGCUGGAGGAGGAGCAGGAAGAGGAGGAGCCCGAGUACAACAGGACUGGCGCUGAGUACCAUGAAUCGCGACAGUGGAGCAGCAGACAGUCCCAGGAGGAAGAAGGCUGUGAGGAUGAGGAUGGUCAGCAGCAGAUGGAAACUGAAGAAUGCGCGGAGAGAAAGAAACCAUGCCUAAAUCCGUUUAAUAAAGGGGACAACUCGCCAGAAAAACCAUCACCUAAACCUGUGAGCAAAGAAGGGCGUGUGAACCCUUUCAAGGUGUCCGGUUCGGGGAAACCCAACAGCUCGUCAUCAGGUCAACAACGGGUGACCAAUGUCCUGGACUCCAUGACACUGACGAGCAGGAAACCCUCUAUGAUGGGCAGUUCUGGGGCAAAGCAAAGAAAGGACCCAGUUUUGAAGCCCCUGGCACCCAGACCCAAGUCCAAGACCCAGGCUACACUACUGCAGAUGAGUGUCCCCAAAGCCACCAGUAAGAAGCCAGAGGAGAAGGAGCCGAGUGCAGACACACAGAGGAUCACAGAGGGAGCAUCUUCAGCCUCCCCUGCUGACAACAUUGAGAACAGGAAACCAAAGACGGGCUUCCAGCUGUGGUUGGAGGAGAACCGUAAAGGUAUCCUGGCUGACAGUCCAGACCUGGAUGAAAUGGAUGUCAUCAAGGAGGCCAUGGGUCGCUUCCGGGCUUUGUCAGCAGAGGACAGACUGUCCUGGACAGAGAGAGCAAAAGGAGGGCAGUCAAGGGAGGUAGCAGAGCUGAAAAAGAGAAAGCGGGAAGAAGAGAGUGAAGAAGGAAAGGUUAAUGAACAGAAUGAGACAGAGGAGAGCAGCACCAAGAAGAAAAAGGCACUGGACACUUCUGCUAAACUCUCUGCAUUUGCCUUCAAUAAAAACUGA
Molecule: messenger RNA, 3409 nt
Organism: Megalops cyprinoides (Indo-Pacific tarpon)
Lineage: Eukaryota; Metazoa; Chordata; Actinopteri; Elopiformes; Megalopidae
Gene: wdhd1
Product: WD repeat and HMG-box DNA binding protein 1
Exons: 26
Coding region: 53-3409 (1118 amino acids)
Biological process (GO): mitotic cell cycle; DNA-templated DNA replication; DNA repair
Cellular component (GO): nuclear replication fork
Molecular function (GO): protein binding; chromatin binding
Source: RefSeq, a predicted model, not a curated record